UUAUAUACAACAACCCACACACACACAAAUACAAAACAGGUAAUCCACCUACCUGUUGGCUGUUCGUUCGUUCGCUCGCGCUCUUUCUCUCUCUGUCUCUCACUCUUUCUAGUUCGUUCGUUCGUUUUUUUCUUUUCGGCGGUCCAACACUAGAUGGGAUUUUACUUACCUGUGAAUUUCGGAGCUUUAAACAAAACCCAAAAUUUCCUUCUCUUAUUUUCCCCCCCAAACAAAAAAUUACAACAUGAAACGACUUAAAAGAUGAUACGCAGUAGAAAACAAACUAAAAAUUCAUCCUCUUGGUUUAUCGGUUUUGAUCACGAACUUAACUCUUCCACAAGUUCUCGUUCUCUUGACCGAAGCAACCAUGGAAGCUACCACCAUCUGCCUCAAAGUCCAUCUCUUGAUAAUGUUUCCACAUCGAGCUUGUCCAAAGCGAAAUCUCUAGAUUCUAUCUCAGGUGAUAUUCUACCACCCCGCCAGUAUCAAUCCUGGAAUCUUCCAAUAAGAGAUAUAUCAAAAAUUCAAGAGAUACAAAUUGGUAAACAACCAGUCAGACAUGCAAAAAACAACCAUGGUUCUAAAAUAUUUCAGACAAAAGACAUCUACAAAGAAGCAUUUGAAAAUACGCGGAAGAUUGAAGAGAAGAAGUUUCGGGUUAAGUUUGAUGCUCUCCUCGGCCAGAUGCAGAAAGCUCUGGAAAAACAGUCCCACGAUGACCAGUCAAAUAUUUCAUUUGGUGACAUAAUGGUUAAUUAUCGCAGCCGUAUUCGAGAAUUGUUGUCUGAUUUAUCACAGCGGUUACAGCUGGCUGUUGAGAACUAUCUCGAAGAUGAUGAGAACUCUGCUGCUUCAUCACAGAAAGUUAAACACAUUGUAUCUCGCUUGGUUGAGGAUCAUCUGGGAGAGUCUGUUGAUCUGACAUCUGAUGAAGCUGUGUCGGAUCUAUCAUCCCUUUCUGACGACUCCUUUGAAGGUCACCAUUCUUAUGAGGACCAACUGGCACAGGCUGUUGUUUCUAAGGUUGUAGAAAAUCAAAGAAUGAAAGAUUUAACUAUUCAUUCGGGACCACUUGAUAAGAACUCCAUUAUUCCAGACUAUCAACUACCACAAGAAAAUCUCAUCAGUCAAACUGCUGCCGUUAAUUUAAAAACACCAAAUAAAUCUCCACCCAUUAGGAAACCGUUAUGUUCCAAAUAUGUAGAUGAACAAGUAGUAACUUAUGAACCACCUAUCAAAAAAUCUGUUGUUGAACAAAAGGAAUCAUCCAAUCUAAAGCUAGGCAGUGCUUAUGGUGAACUGUCUGGUAGGCCCCUAAAUAAAGGCAUCAACUUAGAUGAUGUGGUAUUAGAUUCACCAGAGAUUGAUCCAGACUAUGUCUCCCUUAAUUUGCCUCCUAUUAAGGAAACUGCUGAUGAGGAAGACAUGAAGGAUGAAGAGAAUUUUGGACUGACAAAAUUUCGAGAUCGGAAUUGGAUUCUUCGGAGACUGAAUACUAAGGCCACUAUUGAUGAGAUACCAGCAAACCAUUCAGUCUUGGUACCGCAACCUGAAGAAAAUAUAUUUCCAAAAAUUGGAGAUAGAGAUGCUGAUGAUUUGUCUGAUCUUUCCGAAAUUGAUGAGAAUGAAAUAGAGGACCAUGAUAUGUUCCUAACUGUAAAUAAUAAUUCUGAAAGUGUACCAAACUCAAUAGUAGCUACUUCCAAUAGUCCUUCUCAAACUGUCCCUAGUUCCAGGGACCUUUCUCCCAAAACAGACAUUUCUAAGACACAAGAUGAAGUAGUCAGUUUGAAAUCAAAAAAUAUAAAUACUGUUGAAAAGCUACCCGAACCCGAAGAAAAGUCAAUUCCUUCUGAAACUGGUGACCCCAAAUUUGUAAUUCCUCCUGUGAGCACGACAGGUGUUGAGGGCGAAGCAUUGAUUCUGAACUGUCGGGUUGAAGGGACCGAGCCUGUUGACGUGUUUUGGUUCCAUGUUGGACAUGAAGUUGUGAAACUGGGAGACAGUGAGAAAUAUGAGAUUAAGAAAGAUGAACUGGACAGGCACAUGUUAACAGUGUAUCACCCUUCUAAAGACGAUGUUGGACAAUAUAUGUGUAUUGCUGUCAAUGAUAUGGGAAAGUGUACAGAGUAUUUUAUUGUGACACUCGACAAAAACACCCAGCCAAUGAAAAUUCCAGAACUGCUGAAGAAAUUUGAUGACAUCGAGGUGAGGCCAGGUCAGUUGGUUAGGUUUCGGUGUAAGGUCAAAGGAUAUCCUCCACCACGCAUCACAUGGUACAAAGAUGGCAAGAUUCUGAAGGCGUCGGGUAACUUGAAGUUGGAGAAAUUUGGGAACCGAGAUUACAGUUUGUCAAUAGACAAUGCAACUCUCGAUGAUGAUGCGGAAUACUGUGUUGUUGGACGAAACCUUGUUGGAGAAGUAAGGCACUGUGCCCAGCUUAUUGUUGAACCAGUGGAAAGUGUUAGCAAAGUGGAGGAAAGUGAAAGAAAGGAAGUUACAAAGAUGACAUCAUCACCAAAAGCAUCCGAUGUCACCAAGGUUCAGCCGGAUGCUCACAAUGGCAGUGUUGGGCAGAAGGCAUCUGAGGAACCCUGUGUGAGAGAGGAGAAACACAUUGAAAACCUCAGUCGGAAAAUGACUCGGACCAAAGAUAAUGUCUCACAUGUAGCAGAAGACAUGCUUCAGUCAGCAGAUGAGAUGACUCUAAUCCAGCACCAUUUGGAUUUUAUGGAUCGGACCCUAAACAAACUGGAAAAUAACAUGCCUCAACAUGCCAACCCUCAAUCAAAUGAUGAAGACACGUUGAACAACAACGAGGAAUUUCAGGUUAAUGAUGUGUUUGCCCAGAAAGUUCUGGCAGAAUAUCACAUACAGGAUACUACGGACCAAUCAAAAGAUGUAUCUGUGAAAAAGCAAGAUGUACCCACGGAAACAGCAGAUGAGGCAGGGAUUGAACCUACAACUGUAGAUGACAUGUUCGCUCACCGAGUUCUUUCAGAACAUCAUGAACAGAAAAUGGCUGCAGAGAAGAUGAGGAAGGUAACGUCAACUGCUCUUGAAAUUUUGGAGAAGGCUGAGCUAGCUGUUCAACAACAAAAGGACACUGAAAACAAUAUAAUUCCAACGACAGAUUAUAAUGAUCAUUUGAAUUCAGAUGAUCUGGAUGACCCAACCGUGUGCUAUCCAAUAAAUGAGUUGUCAAGUGUGACAGAAUCAAAAGACAAACUUGAGCCCACAGAUCAGCUGAAUAUCGAAGUUGAAGCUGAACCUGAUGUGGUUACUGAACAGAAGCAUGAAAACAAAGAACCCUCUACAUUGGUUCCUGAAUCUCCGGUUGAGGGCUCUAGGGAUUUGUUCAGUACUCAAAAGGAUUCUAGCUCAGCAAAACCUUCAGAAGUGACUAGUUAUAACUUUGGUUUAAGACCUGUUGAUGCUGAACGCUUCAAGAAAGACUUUUAUGUCAACCCUCCAAAGAAAGUGAACCCUAACAAAUCCUCUAAUACACCAGGGGUUAGAAGCAGAGACAUUGUGAAAACAAAGCAUGAAGUUGAAGAUACAGAGGACAAAAUCUACAUGGCAGCCUGCAGUGUGUAUUCACUCGAAGACAAAAUACAACAGUUAGAAGCUCAAGUAGGAGAUAUUCACGAAGGUAUAUCAGACAGCAGUAUGUCUGCCCUGGAGGAUGAAGUGGCCAAGGCUAUGGCAGGAGUGGAGCAUAGCGAAAAUGAGGUUGCAUCCAUUGAGAAAUCUGUCGAGCAACAUCAAAACACACUCGAUCAUCAAACUGCCUCACUGCCACACAUGUCUGCAGAUUUCAGUACGGCUUUUCACAAGGACUCUCUUAAGACGCCGCAAAAACUGGUUGGUGUGAGCCGAGAGAAAGACAUUCCUGCAAGCCGAUCAGAGUUUGACUCCAAAGUUUCUGUUGAGCUUCCAUCGGUGACUAGACUGCGAGCUCUGUUCAACCAGCCCACAAGAAACAAUCUCGGAGAUUCCUCAGUUAAAAGGACUGACAAAUUAGAUCCUAGGAUUCACAGCAUCACAGCUCGAAGUUUAUCAAAACUUCAGAUGGAGAACUUAAAAAGCGAGAAGAGUGGAAUCUCGACCAUCUCACUCGACGGCAAACCUACACAACGACCACGGCCAAGUCUUAAAACAAUCCCUGCACCAGGGCCACCAGGUGGCACUGAAAUCAUUACAAAAUCUACCAAGAAGUCUCUGGCACCUGUAGCUCCUUCUGAAACGGAAGAGACGGGUACAGUAAAAGGAGGGACAGCAGCAAAGGCGACAUUUUGGGAAAAUGUCGUAAAGAAAUCAAGUAGUCCUGAUAAUGAAAAUCAACCUGUUUUCCCUGAUCUUGUUGGAGAAGAUGAUGCCAAGUCGGAAUCGGGUCAAAAACGAAAAGAAAACUAGGCAGACAUGAUCUAACUGCUUAUUGUUCCACCAAACAUCAGAAGAGAAACAGAUGAAGACUGAGAAACUACAAAAUAACAAAGACUGUAUAUCAACUACAAUAACAACAACAACAACAAUAGCAAC
Molecule: messenger RNA, 4542 nt
Organism: Octopus sinensis (East Asian common octopus)
Lineage: Eukaryota; Metazoa; Mollusca; Cephalopoda; Octopoda; Octopodidae
Product: titin
Exons: 20
Coding region: 262-4416 (1384 amino acids)
Source: RefSeq, a predicted model, not a curated record